Molecule: messenger RNA, 1029 nt
Organism: Oncorhynchus masou masou (cherry salmon)
Lineage: Eukaryota; Metazoa; Chordata; Actinopteri; Salmoniformes; Salmonidae
Product: eukaryotic translation initiation factor 5A-1
Exons: 6
Coding region: 382-849 (155 amino acids)
Biological process (GO): positive regulation of translational termination; translational elongation; positive regulation of translational elongation
Molecular function (GO): RNA binding; translation elongation factor activity; ribosome binding
Source: RefSeq, a predicted model, not a curated record
ACCAUACUGCCGAGGUUCAUUUCAUGGGUAUUUGGAAAGGCUGGGUGAGGGAGUGAGUGAGCGAAAGGUGGAGAGUGCUAGGCUUUAAGGUUCACACUCUUUUUAGGCUGGCGGCUGACCUAAGCGUGCGCCCCCCGACAAGAACGAUUUCGACCGUGCGGAGGCUAGUGAAAGCGACUGGAAUGAGAGAAGAAUCAAGUGAGAGCUGAUUUAGGAGUAAAGGAACGACAAGCAGAGGCACCGCGGCGGUAGACACCAGCCAGACAACCGUUAGCUACGGACGGAGAGAGAGAGAAAAGGAAAAAAUUAAAAGGGGGACGGUUUGACAUUUGUGUAAAGCGCACAGAGUAACCAAAUUGUGGAAACCUUAGUACACCGGGUAUGGCAGACGCAGACGUCGACUUCCAGACAGGCGAUGCCGGGGCAUCCGCCACCUUCCCCCAGCAGUGCUCGGCGCUGCGCAAGAACGGCUUCGUGGUGCUGAAAGGACGACCCUGCAAGAUCGUGGAGAUGUCCACCUCUAAGACCGGAAAACACGGCCACGCUAAGGUCCACAUGGUUGGUAUUGACAUCUUCAACGGCAAGAAGUAUGAAGAUAUCUGUCCCUCCACCCACAACAUGGACGUCCCCAACAUCAAGAGACUGGACUACCAGUUGAUUGGGAUCACAGAUGGUUACCUGUCUCUGCUCCAGGACAGUGGUGAGGUGAGAGAGGACCUAAAGAUGCCAGAGGGAGACAUGGGCAAAGAGAUCGAAACCAAGUAUGACGCUGGAGAGGAGAUUCUGAUCACUGUUCUGUCUGCAAUGAACGAGGAGGCUGCAGUUGCCAUCAAGGCCAUGGCUAAAUAAGACACUACAGGGGUUAACAAGAUGCACUGGAUCUGAAAAAGGAGGGAAUACGGCCAUGUCAAUGCUAUUCUCUCUUUUUCUUUUUUUUCUUUUUCGUCAACUCUCUCCCUCUCUGUACUUUCUCACCCUUCUCUGGGUAAAAUUGGAAACUAAUUUCAAUAAAUAAUUGGGAAUGGCAAA